AACCCAACGGCUCCCCCGGAGCGCCUCCUUUCAAAAAAUUCAAAUCUCAGUCUAAAGCCCGCUCUUUCUCCCUUUCAGAUUUAUUUCUCCGAUAAACAAACCCACAAAGGCCAAAAAAAGAAAAAAAAAGAAAAAAAAAGAGAAGGAACCAAAUUCAAAAACCCGAUCUAAACAGUCACAUAGAUCAACAAAAACAAAGCAAAAAUCAUAUCGAAAAUAGUUUCCUGCGAUUCUUCACCUCUUCAACGAUUUGAAAAAUGUCCGGUCGCCACGAAAGAGAGAAAGGCGUCAACGUUCAAGUCCUCCUCCGUUGCAGGCCAUUUAGUGAAGAUGAGUUAAAGAACAAUGCGCCGCAGGUAGUGACUUGUAAUGAGUUCCAACGAGAAGUGGCUGUUUCGCAGAACAUCGCCGGGAAGCAUAUCGAUAGGGUUUUCACUUUCGAUAAGGUAUUUGGGCCAACGGCCCAACAAAAAGAUCUAUACGAACAAGCAGUGGUUCCGAUUGUGAAUGAAGUCUUAGAAGGUUUUAACUGUACUAUUUUUGCUUAUGGGCAAACUGGUACUGGCAAAACUUACACUAUGGAAGGUGAAUGCAAGAGGGGAAAGGCGGGACAUAAUGGGGAAUUGCCAGCUGAUGCAGGGGUUAUCCCGAGAGCAGUUCAACAAAUAUUUGAUACAUUAGAGGGUCAGAAUGCAGAAUACAGCGUAAAAGUUACAUUUUUGGAACUAUAUAAUGAGGAAAUUACUGAUUUACUUGCGCCUGAAGAAAUUUCAAAAGUUGUUUUGGAGGAGAAGCAGAAGAAGACGUUGCCACUUAUGGAAGAUGGGAAAGGUGGAGUUCUUGUGAGAGGUUUAGAAGAAGAAAUUGUUACAAGUUCUAGUGAGAUAUUUACUUUGCUUGAAAGAGGGUCUGCUAAACGUCGAACUGCAGAAACUUUGUUGAAUAAGCAGUCAAGUCGGUCGCAUUCUUUAUUUUCUAUUACAAUUCAUAUUAAGGAGGCGACACCAGAAGGUGAAGAGCUUAUAAAGUGUGGGAAGCUGAAUUUGGUUGAUUUAGCAGGAUCAGAAAAUAUAUCUCGAUCUGGCGCUAGGGAUGGUCGUGCAAGAGAAGCUGGUGAAAUUAAUAAGAGUUUGCUUACUCUAGGACGAGUUAUAAGUGCUCUUGUGGAGCAUCUUGGGCAUGUUCCAUACAGGGAUAGCAAGCUUACUCGAUUACUCCGUGAUUCACUUGGGGGAAGAACGAAGACUUGCAUUAUAGCAACAGUUUCUCCUGCUGUCCAUUGUCUGGAGGAGACCUUAAGCACACUUGAUUAUGCACACAGGGCAAAACACAUAAAAAAUAAGCCUGAGGUGUGUGGCACAUAA
Messenger RNA from Gossypium arboreum, 1364 nucleotides. Its product is annotated as kinesin-like protein KIN-5C. The coding region runs from base 258 to 1364 and encodes 368 amino acids. The record is from RefSeq and is a predicted model, not a curated record. Gene Ontology annotation, molecular function: ATP binding; microtubule binding; plus-end-directed microtubule motor activity. NCBI's taxonomy places the organism in Eukaryota, Viridiplantae, Streptophyta, Magnoliopsida, Malvales, Malvaceae. Gene Ontology annotation, biological process: microtubule-based movement. The transcript is spliced from 7 exons.